AUGCAGAGCCUCGUUGCUAAACUUGGAGUUCAUAGGAUCACAAGCAUUGCCGUUUUCAACACAAGAGAGGAACGAACAUACAACCCUUUCCCAGAUUUGGAGGUUAGGUUCUUUUUGUUGGAAUCCCACAUCGGUGGAGUGAAAGAAAAACAAAUGGGUUUAAACAGAAUUACCACACUCUAA
This is a messenger RNA of Prunus armeniaca (apricot), 183 nucleotides long. The record is from the annotation of a GenBank genome assembly. NCBI's taxonomy places the organism in Eukaryota, Viridiplantae, Streptophyta, Magnoliopsida, Rosales, Rosaceae.